CAAAGUAUGUCAAUUUGACAAUAAAAAGUAAAUACAUGCCCUUACGUUUUCAAUUUAAUCGAACUAAUAUACACCAAAAUAAUGUCCACUAACAUUAAUACUGAAACUUCUCUCUUUUUGUCCAUACCAGAAGAUGUCGUAUUCCCUGAUGAAUUAAAUCGAUAUUUAAGUGACCAAAUUACUGUGCUGACCCAAGAAAAUGAAAUGUUAAAAAGAAACUUGGCAGAAUCUGAAGAAAGUACUCAGAAAAUCCUAGACAAACUAGAAUUAGAAAAACAGAAAUCACAGGAACCACAAAAGAAUUUAUUGCCAUCUUUUGCAUGCUCAACUCAGUCAGUCACCACCAAAAUAGUAGAACUAAGCAAAAACUAUCGGGAUAAAUGUGCAGAAUUGGAAAAAUUCAAAACCAAAUGUUCCAAACUGGAAACCGUUCUACACAACAUGAAAAAAGAACCUUUAGAGAUUUGCUUACCGGAGCCCAUUAAAAAGCCAGAAAUUGAUAACUCAGAGAUCAAACUGCUUCAAGAUAAACUCAAUAUGACCACUAAUAAGAUGUUGGAAUACAAAAACGCCAAUAUGCAACUGAAAAAUGACAUUAGGCAAUUAAAUAAGCUUUUGCAACAGGAAAUCGGAGAGGACCCAAGCAGUAUAUUGGGAAAACAGGGAUGGAAAGGGCGAGCGCAAGUUAUCUGUGACUUGCAAGAAAAAAAUAAAAAGCUAACAGAGAAAUUGCGAAGCAUCAAAGGGGCAAGUUUCGAGCAACUUCCUCAAAAAGAAUCCACUGACAGAAUCAGCAGUAAGAUCUUUCAACUGGAAAAAGAAAAUGAGGAUCUGAAAUCACAAAAUGACGCUUGCAAGAAACGCAUUGAAACUUUAAAGUCGAGAAGCAACAUGCUGGAAAUGGAACAUCAAAAGCUAAAGCUGGAAAUACAUAAUGCAAAAAACCGCAGUUCUGAAGAUUUGCAGCUGAUGGCAAACAUUUCUAAUCAGCUAGCGGAAGCGGAAACUACCAGGAAGAACGCCCUUAAGGAGAAAUCCAUGGAAAUUACGAAGCUAAAUGCCGAAAUCCAGAACUUGCAGGCACAGUUAGCGAAUUAUAAAGGUUUGGUAGAGAACUUGAAGACGAAAAGGAUGGAUAGUUGCGAGCAAAAGAUUACGGAGAAACAAGGAAACCAAUCAGACCAAGGCUGUUCACAAAUCUUGGAAAACGAAAAGCAGAGCCUGCUAGAGUUAAUCCAGACACACAAAAAUAGGUUGGAAGAAGCCAGAAGAGAACAAGAAAAGUACCAACAACUCCUUAGAAUGGAAAAGCAUAAGUCCCUCAAGCUGGAAAUGGCUGUUGCUAAGUCUGAAGCUGAAGCAGGUUUAACUUCUAGAUCCAGGUAUAGCAGUAUGUCCCAGUCCUCCAAAGGUACAGAAGAAACCCUCAGAAGCCAACUGGAGCUGGCUGAAGAGAAUAUCAAAGCUCUACAAACCCGAUUAAAAUUAGAACAAAAUGAGAGAAAGCAAGAUUUUCAGGAGUUUGCAAAAAUUCUUUCUGUAAAAAAAUAAGGUUCUUCACAUUAAUUUUUAAUAAAAUAUAUAUUAACAAUAA
Molecule: messenger RNA, 1594 nt
Organism: Anthonomus grandis grandis
Lineage: Eukaryota; Metazoa; Arthropoda; Insecta; Coleoptera; Curculionidae
Exons: 5
Coding region: 82-1551 (489 amino acids)
Biological process (GO): non-motile cilium assembly; cytoplasmic microtubule organization
Cellular component (GO): centriolar satellite
Source: RefSeq, a predicted model, not a curated record